CUUCAGGGCCAAUGGUUUCCUGCUAAAGCUGAACUAGAGGCAGACUUCCCAGAUUGGAAGUUUGACUACAGUCUCACUGGCUGGAGCAAUAGCCAGAUUGCCUUGAAGUGUCACGGGCGGGACAGGCUGAUAGUCCAAUGGCAGUUGUAUUCGUGCUAAGCUACAAUCUGGGCUCUAUUCCGUCAGGUACGGGCAGGCUUGAUUGUCAAGACGUAGCUCGAGGAGCUACGAACAGAUCUCGCGGCAGCGAGGUGCAGAAUCUUCAACCCACAAGGGCCCAUGCUUUCCACAUGCCGGGUUCCACCCAUGGGUCCUGGCAGGCACGGCGCAAUCGCCGUGACAUGAAGUGGCUAAAAGAGGUGUAUCUGCCACAAACCAAGCCUCAAGGUGACGAGUGGAGGCUACUGGUCCUCGACGAGCAUUCCAGUCAUACAACCGGCGACUUCAUGGCUACAGCUCGGCUAAACAAGGUUCAGUUGGUCUAUCUGCCUGCUCACACCUCUGUGAGGAUACGCGCACAACCAACCCACUCAGCUAUGUCGUAUCUCCCUGAAAAAGGGUGUCGAAUCGCAAGUCGCUCCGACUUUGCAAUCCUGUGGGUUAUAUGUGGGUCACAGCGCAGCUGCCCCACACUGCACUCUGACAACCUCCCACAAAACUCAGCCUCUCGACCGCAGUGUUUUCUCAGCUCUGAAAAACUACUUACGGCAAGUUACCAAGGCCCUGGCAAGCUUCACAGCAUCGGCUGCCGUGAACAAGCGACGGUUCCUCUAUUGCUAUAGGGAUGCAUCUAGGCUUGGAAUGUCUGCUAGGAAUAUUAUCUCUGGGUUUAGGAACACCGGUAUUUGGCCGCUGGAUCCAUCCAAAGUGCUGG
Messenger RNA from Parathielavia appendiculata, 874 nucleotides. RefSeq lists its product as uncharacterized. NCBI's taxonomy places the organism in Eukaryota, Fungi, Ascomycota, Sordariomycetes, Sordariales, Chaetomiaceae. Gene Ontology annotation, molecular function: nucleic acid binding. Bases 342 to 782 code for a protein of 146 amino acids. The transcript has a single exon. The record is from RefSeq and is a predicted model, not a curated record.